AUGAUUCGCGCCACGAAGCGAGACGAGCUCGUCUCGCGAAUUCGCACGAAGAUCCGCGAAGAAAAGCUCGCAAACGCCAAACUCAUGAAGGCGCCUGUCCCCAACGUUGCAGGGCACAUCGUGGAUCCCAUCAAAUACCACGUCGCGCGCCGCACGGUUCGACUGGGCAGGUUGAUUCAGGCGCAGCUGGAGGAGUUCCUCACGUGGAACUCUCCCCACAUGCUCUUCGGCGUCCUUGACGGCGCCGCGGUCUCGAUUCACCACGUGGAGCAGCGCACAACGAAAUCGGUCUGCUACGUCUACUACUCGCUGACUUCCGCACACGACCCUGAAGAAACGCAGCGCCGGCUUGACCGCGCCGCGCCGCAGCUGCGCAUGCAGAUCGCGCGGCGCCUGCAGCUGGGCUACACUCCCGAGAUCCGCUUCCUCCCUCAACCCGACGGCGAACUCUUCAACAAAAACCGGCUCUUCAACUUGACGCGCCCUAGCAAGAAGUCGCUCGAGGGCGGGCGCGACCGCGAAGAGAGUUUUCAGGUGUUGAAAGCGGGGUGGAACAAAAGCAUGAACGGCUUUUAG
Molecule: messenger RNA, 576 nt
Organism: Besnoitia besnoiti
Lineage: Eukaryota; Apicomplexa; Conoidasida; Eucoccidiorida; Sarcocystidae
Exons: 3
Coding region: 1-576 (191 amino acids)
Biological process (GO): rRNA processing
Source: RefSeq, a predicted model, not a curated record